Molecule: messenger RNA, 2556 nt
Organism: Salmo salar (Atlantic salmon)
Lineage: Eukaryota; Metazoa; Chordata; Actinopteri; Salmoniformes; Salmonidae
Product: runt-related transcription factor 2
Biological process (GO): ossification; regulation of cell differentiation; hemopoiesis
Cellular component (GO): nucleus
Molecular function (GO): RNA polymerase II cis-regulatory region sequence-specific DNA binding; DNA-binding transcription factor activity, RNA polymerase II-specific; ATP binding
Source: RefSeq, a predicted model, not a curated record
GAGGGUGGUAGAUGGGAGUGAAGGGGUAGAAGUGUAAGGUGCUGUGUGUUCUCCAUACGCUGACAGAGGCUGAGUCAGUGAGCCACUGUGCCCGCUCUGAAGGCUCUACUCCUGGGAGAGACAGACCCUCCAGCCCCCCGAGCCUGGAGACCACCACCCACCCUCCGAACGGAGAAGGAGGAAGCGACAAGAGAGGAGAAAAGAAAGCCUUUGGGUGGUAGGUUGUCCCAGUCAACCGUUGUUCAGUGAUGACAUCAGGAUCAUGUGACCGGGUCUAUCCAGUGACUGCAGGAGGAAGGAGACAAAGUUUAAAGCUGGUGUCUGUCUGUCGGGUAGUGUGAGUGAGGCUCCGCUCUCCUCGCCUCCCAGGAACCACACAAAAACGCUCAGCCCUCUGGGUAACAGACAGACCUCUGGAGUGUAAAUGGUUAAUGUGAUCGGGUCAUCACCAGUCGCAGGCGCUACGCAGAGCAGCGCUACCUUAGCCAGUAGGGACGUUCCAACUCGUCCACGCUCACCCUGCUAGAGCCUUCCACACCCCUACCAGACCUUCUGUUAAUUCCAACCCGUCCAGACCUUGUCUUUUUCAUGUGGUCGUCUGAAUUACUGAUACCAGAAAGAGUUUCUUGUGAAUGGUUUUGUUCUUUUCUCCGUGGUACGUGCUCUUGGUUUAGGAUCUAGAGGCCAUUUGGUCAGGGGCCAAGGGUCAGGCUAACCACAGUGGAACCACAAGGCUGGAUUUCACAGCAACCAGUAGGGCUCAUGGCAUCGAACAGUCUAUUCAGUACAGUUACACCAUGGCAACAGAACUUCUGGGAUCCCAGCGCCACGCGGAGGUUUAGCCCACCGUCCAGUAGCCUCCAGCCGGUCCCGGCUAAGAUGAACGAGCUCAACACGCCGUCCGGGACCGGGCAGGACAGCACGGUGCCAAGGCUGCGCCUGCAGGAGAACCGGAGCAUGGCGGAGAUCAUAGCGGACCACCCGGCCGAGCUUGUCCGGACUGACAGCCCGAACUUCCUCUGCUCUGUCCUGCCUUCUCACUGGCGCUGCAACAAGACGCUGCCCGUCGCCUUCAAAGUUGUGGCGUUGGGAGAGGUGACUGAUGGGACGGUCGUCACGGUGAUGGCAGGGAACGAUGAGAACUACUCAGCGGAGCUGCGGAACGCAUCUGGGGUGCUGAAGAACCAGGUGGCUCGCUUCAACGACCUGCGCUUCGUAGGCCGCAGCGGACGGGGAAAGAGCUUCACGCUGACCAUCACCGUGUUCACCAACCCUCCUCAAGUAGCAACGUACCAUCGAGCCAUUAAAGUCACCGUGGAUGGACCCCGUGAACCACGGAGACAUCGUCAGAAGCUAGAGGAAUCUCCUAAGACAGCGCUGUUCUCAGACCGUCUCAGUGAGCUGGAGAGGAUCAGACAGACAACCAUGAGGGUUGCCAUGCCGACACAACCCCAACGACAGCCACUCAACGCCGGACACAACUCCUUCAACCACCAGGGACAGACACAGAUACCAGACCCUCGCCAGUCUCAGUCAUCUCCUUCCUGGUCCUAUGAGCAGCCCUACCCGUCCUACCUGAGUCCUAUGACCUCCCCGUCUGUCCACUCCACCACGCCCCUCUCCUCCAGCCGAGCCACCGGCCUGCCUAACAUCACUGACCUGCCCCGUCGCCUGCCAGGUUCGUCAGAUCUCAGUCCGUUCCCAGGUCAGUUUGAGCGUCAGUUCCCGGGUCUCUCCUCUCUGACAGAGUCUGGUUUCUCCAGUCCCAGAAUGCACUACCCCACCACUUUUACCUACACCCCUCCUGUCACCUCCGCCAUGUCGCUAGGCUCCGCCCACUACCACACCUACCUGCCCCCUCCCUACCCUGGUUCCACCCAGAGUCAGAGUGGACCCUUCCCGACCAGCAGCGCUCCCUAUCUCUACUAUGGAGCAUCCUCUGGGUCGUACCAGUUCUCCAUGGUUCCCGGGGGGGACCGCUCCCCCUCCAGAAUGGUUCCUCCCUGCACCAGCGCCUCCACCGGCAGCUCCCUGGUUAACCCUAACCUGCCCAGCCAGGCAGAUGGGGGGGUGGAGGGGGAUGGGAGCCACAGCAACUCCCCAACCGUUCUCAACCCUGCUGGGGGACGCAUGGAUGAAGCUGUCUGGAGACCUUACUAAGGAGAAAAGGGGGAGGGAAGGAGGAAGAAGAGGAUGGAGAGGAGGAUGAAGAGGAGGAGGAGGAGGAGAGGUGGAUGAAGAGGAGGGGAGGAGGAGGAUGAGGAGAGGAGAAGAAGGCAACGUAAACUAUUGUCAUGGUUUUAAAGCACAAAACCUUUCAAAUGAAUUUUUGACAUCUGAUUAAAAAGCAGCAAUUCUCCAGUAUCAUCCACAAUUUACGGGACAACGCUUCAGGCUAUUUGUAGCAGACAGCUUGUUUUGUGUAGUAUUUGUAUUUGUAUAAGGCUUUUAGCUGAGUAUGUUGUUGUACUAGGACACUACAGCAGGACAAUACAGCAGGACUAUACAACAGGACAAUACAGCAGGACAAUACAGCAGGACAAUACAGCAGGACAA